Gryllus bimaculatus (two-spotted cricket) is the source of this 753-nucleotide messenger RNA. NCBI's taxonomy places the organism in Eukaryota, Metazoa, Arthropoda, Insecta, Orthoptera, Gryllidae. The record is from the annotation of a GenBank genome assembly.
UUUGACGUUGCCUCUUGUAAAAUAUUGUGCACGCCACAUUAUUCUACGUGUAGAGUGUACUCUUUGAUGUUGGUAGAAUGGGAGUUUGGAAGCUUGUAAACUACAAAUAAUCGUUUUCUAUCGUGUUCCCAUUUUGUAGACUUCAAGCCGACCCAGCACGAUUGAAAAGAUACUUCAGUGGUUCAGUCUCGAAAUCUGUUUCACUUCGGGAGUUUUUUCCUGGAAUUUUUUCUACAAGGAUUGCUCAUUUUAUUUCCUGUGAAGGGUUCCAUGUUACCUGGUGUCGCCCAUGCUCGACUCACUCCUUGUUCAUCAAAAAAGACCACAUGAUAAUGUGUCUAGAAAAAUUAUAAAAAGUAAAACAAAGUUAGAUGUACAAGUGGUAGGGUGGUUCAAAAUAUCAAGAUAUUUUAGUUCUUAUUUUCACAAUAAACAUUUUGAACUAGUUAACAUGAUUUAGUUUUCUCACACAUAAAUCAAAAUUCAAUAAUAAUUAGACGUCACCCAAGAACUAAUACCAAUCAUGAAUGGUGGAUGACCAUAUGUUAUAAGUUGAUUAAAAAAUGUAAUCAAACUCAAUUAAAAGACAAAGAGGUAACACAGGAUCUUCUCUGUUGUGUCACUAAACAUUGUUCAAAACUUCCAACUAUAUGAAAAUGCAUGAAGCAUUUAUUAAGGAAGUUAUGAUUCUUUUUUCCAGAUAUCUUGUAUGUAUAUCUUGUAUCCAUUUGUAAGUAAUUAAUUUGAAUAAAA